Myotis brandtii (Brandt's bat) is the source of this 2947-nucleotide messenger RNA. RefSeq names its product CREB regulated transcription coactivator 3 (gene CRTC3). The record is from RefSeq and is a predicted model, not a curated record. NCBI's taxonomy places the organism in Eukaryota, Metazoa, Chordata, Mammalia, Chiroptera, Vespertilionidae. Gene Ontology annotation, molecular function: cAMP response element binding protein binding. Gene Ontology annotation, biological process: positive regulation of transcription by RNA polymerase II. The transcript is spliced from 15 exons. Gene Ontology annotation, cellular component: cytoplasm; nucleus. Bases 1 to 1806 code for a protein of 601 amino acids.
AUGAAGGAAAUGUCACUGAAGUGUGACUGUAGUCUAAAGGUGGCUGACUCUAGUUACAGGUUUUUGAAAUCUCUUUGUUUCCAGGUUCAGUUUCAGAAGCUUCAGCAACUGCGCCUGACACAGUACCAUGGCGGGUCCUUACCCAACGUGAGCCAGCUGCGGAGCAGCGCAUCGGAGUUCCAGCCGUCCUUUCAUCAAGCCGAUAAUGUGCGGGGCACCCGCCACCACGGGCUGGUGGAGAGGCCGUCGAGGACCCGCUUCCACCCCCUCCACCGACGGCCUGGAGACAAGCCUGGGCGGCAAUUUGAUGGGAGCACUUUUGGAGCCAAUUACUCCUCGCAGCCCCUGGACGAGAGUUGGCCAAGGCAGCAGCGUCCUUGGAAGGAAGAAAAGCAUCCUGAGUUCAGGCUGACAGCUGCACUUAACAGGACCAAUUCUGAUUCUGCUCUUCACACGAGUGCUCUAAGCACCAAGCCCCAGGACCCCUAUGGAGGAGGGGGCCAGUCGGCCUGGCCGGCCGCAUACAUGGGUUUCUGUGAUGGUGAGAACAAUGGACAUGGGGAAGUGAUGUGUUUCCCUGGUUCAUUGAAAGAAGAGAAUCUGCUAAACGUUCCCACGCCACUGCCAAAGCAGCUGUGGGAGACCAAGGAGAUUCAGUCGCUGUCAGGGCGCCCUCGAUCCUGUGAUGUUGCAGGUGGCAGCGCUUUUCCACACAACAGUCCAAACAUGGGCCUCUCCCCCUUUCUGGGGACCCUGAACACCGGAGGGUCCCUGCCAGACUUAACCAACCUGCACUACUCGACGCCCCUGCCGGCCUCCCUGGACACCGGCAACCCCCUCUUUGGUGGCAUGAGUAUGGGGAACAGUGUGGGCAACCUUCCUGCUGCUAUGACUCACCUGGGCAUCAGAAGCUCUUCUGGUCUCCAGAGCUCCCGGAGUAACCCCUCCCUCCAGGCCACACUCAGCAAGACAGCGCUUUCCUCUUCCCUGAACAGCCACCCGCAGACCUCGCCCAGCGCCUCUACGCUUCACCCUUCACUGCGCCUCUUCUCCCUCAGCAACCCCUCUCUCCCCACCACAAACCUGAGCGGCCCCUCUCGGCGCAGGCAGCCUCCCGUCAGCCCUCUCACGCUCUCUCCGGGCCCCGAAGCACAUCAGGGUUUCUGCAGACAGCUCUCUUCCACCAGCCCCAUGAACCCCUAUCCUGCCUCGCAGAUGGUGUCCUCCGAUGGGAGCCCGCUUACCUUCCUGCCCACAGACGCCCAAGCUCAAGUGUCCCCACCUCCCCCGUACCCCACACCCCAGGAGCUCCCCCAGCGUCUCCUACAGCAGCCCCACGCCCCGGAGCCCCCACAGCAGCCACAGGCAGCCCCGUCCCUGCCGCAGCCAGACUUCCAGCUCCUCACGGGCCAGGGCUCGUCUUUGACCAGCUUCUUCCCAGACGUGAGCUUUGACCAGCAGUCCAUGAGGCCGGGCCCAGCUUUUACUCAGCAGGUGCCCCUGGUGCAGCACUGUCCCCAGGAGCCACAGGACUCGUUUCAUUUGAGACCAAACCUGUAUUCCAACUGCGGGAAUUUCCCCAACAGCCUCCUGACAGAGGACUCGAAUUCUGGCCUGUUCAGAGACCUCGGCAGUGAGCUGGAGGGCAUGCCCGAGGUCAGUCUGAACAUGGACACUUCAUUCCCGUUGGAAGAAGAGCUCCAAAUUGAGCCGCUGAGCCUGGAUGGACUCAACAUGUUAAGUGACUCCAGCAUGGGCCUGCUUGACCCCUCUGUUGAAGAGACGUUUCGAGCCGACCGACUGUGAAUGGAAGGGAAUGGGGUGGUCUAAUUUAUAUCUGAACAGCUGAAGUGAAACGGAACAGAACGGAGCCCGCAGCACCCCUGGGCUUUCGUUAUCCCGGGCUUCUGACAUGGAAAGAACCAAUUCCACGGCUCCCAGCUUUGUGAUGAGGUCCCACCUCAUACACAGUGACUCAUCCUGGACCACAGAGCGAGGCCCUGCCUCUCGGGCCUGCGGCGCAGGUGACGCUGUUGCAGGCAGGCUCAUUCGGGACUUCCAACGAGCUGGUCAUCACCGUGACCAUCACCCAGCCGGUCAGUGUGUGAAAGGAAAAAGGUCAUGGGCGGAGGCCCAGGAGCACCAUGCAGUGCUCAGACCACUGACCCACAUCAACACUGAGGAGGGACCGGCUGGUGUGGAGGCAGGUAGGGGCCCCAGGCCUCCACGAGUUGGCUCAGCCUCGAGCGACGGUACCAAAGCCCCAGACGCCUUCUCUGACCCAGCUGUGAUGGCUGGGCACCUGCCCGCUGGCGGCAGAGCUAUUCAGGGCAGAAUCGAGAGCCGCAGCUCUCAGAUGCCUUAAUUCUAAUAUGAAGAAGAAUUUGCACCAGGAGUCCAAGAGCAGACUCGAGUUGAGCAAGCCGAAUGGUAAUUUGUUCUCUUCCCAUUUAUAAUCUCCUUUCUGCUGCUUCAGUUCGCCUUUUCCUACGGACAAGAGGAAAAGGAAGACGGUUGUAUUCAGUCGCUGAAGGAAAAGCCCCUGGCAGUGGAUGAGCCUGAACGAAGGAGCAGUGCUUCUCGGGGACUAGAAGAAAGAAGGGGCCUGCAGGUGUCUCGCAGACACGUGACGUCCUUCAGGCAAGCUCUGGACCAGCCCCAGGUGUGCAGGCCUCUACACACACCACCUGGAGAGGACGGCCGAGGUCUGACGCAGACGCGGCCAGCCGCUGAGCAGCAGCAGAGCGAAGCUCUUGUCUGUGGACCUGGAGUGUUCAUGUAACUCCACUGGACCCUCAGCUCCUUGGGGGCAGGCAGGGACUGUGCCUUAUUCACCAUUGAACCCUCAGUACCAACAAGUGCCUGGCACUGAGCAGGUGCUGUAUAACUGCGUGCUGAAUGUAUGAAUGAAUGAAUGAAUGAAUGCGUGAAAGAAUGAAUGCAUCUG